AUGGUUCAUCUUGAAGCACUGGAUCUAUGGAAAGCAGUAGAAGAGGACUAUGAAGUAACUCCUCUUGGAGAUAAUCCAACAGUAAAUCAGAUGAGACAUCACAAGGAGAGAAAGACAAGGAAAGUCAAAGCCAAAGCAUGUCUUUUCUCUGCGGUAUCUCCUUCAAUUCUUACCAGAAUUAUGCAAAUGAAGUCCGCUAGAAUGAAAGAAUCAGAAACCAUAAAAGAUUAUGCAGAUAAACUACUUGACUUAGCCAACAAGGUGAGAUUGUUUGGUAAGGAUUUUACUGAUGAAAGAAUUGCUCAAAAAAUGCUUGCCACACUUUCUGAGAAAUAUGAAGCCACAAUCUCUUCUUUAGAGAAUUCUAAGGAUCUGUCAAGCAUUACAUUGGCAGAACUUGUUAAUGCUUUGCAGGAAACCAAAAAGAACCAGAAGCAAAUGCAAGGCAAUAAUUACAACAAUCAGGGAGGAAGUAAUCCACCCUGCCCUCAUUACAAAAAGAUAAAUCACUCUCAACAGAAAUCAACUUGUUUUGCUAGCAAAAACACUUCUGAAAAUUGGUUGAUUGAUAGUGGAUGUACAAAUUAUAUGACCAGCGAUCAAAAUCUCUUUAAAGAUCUAGAUAUAUCUGUUAUUUCCAAAGUAAAAAGUGGAAAUGGAGAAAAUCUUGAUGCAAAAGGCAAAGGAAUAGUUGCAAUUCAAAGUCCUAUAGUUUUGAAACUUUUAACUGAUAUUUUUUGUGUUCCUGAUCUUGAUCAGAACCUCUUAAGUGUUGGACAGCUACUUGAAAAUGGUUCCAAAGUAUUGUUUGAAGAAAAAACAUGUGUCAUCAAGGAUUCUGAUAAUAUGGAGAUUUUCAAGGUUAAGAUGCGAGGAAAGAGUUUUUCCUUGAAUCUAUUGGACGGGGAGCAAGCAACAGUUGUCUGA
Capsicum annuum is the source of this 927-nucleotide messenger RNA. RefSeq lists its product as uncharacterized. The record is from RefSeq and is a predicted model, not a curated record. The coding region runs from base 1 to 927 and encodes 308 amino acids. Lineage: Eukaryota; Viridiplantae; Streptophyta; Magnoliopsida; Solanales; Solanaceae. The transcript has 4 exons.